Molecule: messenger RNA, 1252 nt
Organism: Hibiscus syriacus
Lineage: Eukaryota; Viridiplantae; Streptophyta; Magnoliopsida; Malvales; Malvaceae
Product: transcription termination factor MTERF6, chloroplastic/mitochondrial-like
Exons: 1
Coding region: 43-1209 (388 amino acids)
Biological process (GO): regulation of DNA-templated transcription; chloroplast organization
Cellular component (GO): chloroplast
Molecular function (GO): double-stranded DNA binding
Source: RefSeq, a predicted model, not a curated record
GGUAAAUCUCACGCCUUUUUGUUAUCUCAAUUAUACCUUCCCAUGUUUUACUUUCUCUGCAAAAGAAUUCUUCAUGGGAGGACCACUCAAAGUCCCAAACUUUUAGGAUUAUCGCAUCCUCUAAUUCUCAGAUACAUAUCUAGUUCUUCAAACGAGCAUACAUUUACAGUUUCAUACCUCAAAAACAAAUGUGGGUUGUCCUCAGAAUCUGCUCUAAGAGCUUCCAAAUCUGUUAAUUUCGAAACCCCAGAAAAACCCGACUCUGUAAUCGCCGUUUUCAAGAACCAUGGCUUCUCAAAACCCCAAAUCAUUCGCCUCAUCAAGAGACGCCCAAAAGUGCUUACCUCGGAUGCUAAAAGAACCAUUUUGCCUAAACUUGAAUUCUUCAUCUCUAAAGGUGUUUCACUUCCUGACCUUGCCCAUGUCUUGUCUGGUAACCCAGCUUUGCUGUCCUCGAGCUUAGAGAAUCAAAUACUCCCAUCUUAUAAUUUCCUUAGUAGCAUGCUUAAGUCCGAUGAGAGGAUUUUCCAUGCCGUGAAACGAUAUCCACGGCUUAUGGGGUAUGAUCCUAAUGAUAUUUUGUUAUCCAAUAUCAAUACUUUGUUGGAUAAUGGAGUUGCUGAAUGUCAUAUUGUUUCAACGCUUAGUUCGCUGCCUUCCACUUUUGUUAGAAGUCCAAAUAAGUUUAAGGAUAUGGUGGAAGAAGUAAAGGAUAUGGGGUUUACUCCUUCUAAGCCAGUGUUUAUAAUAGCACUCUAUGCAAUGAGUUCGAUGAGUAAACCGACAUGGAAGAGGAAGAUUGAAUUUUUCAAGAAGCUUGGUUGGUCCGAGGAGGAGUUUUUCGAUGCUUUUCGUAGGUAUCCCACUUUCGUGAGGGUGUCUGAGGAUAAAUUCAUGGUGACAAUGGAUUUCCUUGUUAACAAAAUGGGUUUUUCGUCUAGUGUUUUUGCAAAACGUCCCCGAGUGCUGAUGAUGAGCAUGGAGAAAAAGAUUGUCCCGAGAGGUCUGUUUGCUCUCGACUUGUUGUCCAAAGGUGUUAUCAAGCAUAUUAACUUGCAGGCGUUGUUGGAGAGUUCGGAACAUGUGUUCAUUGAGAACUUUGUCAACCGUCAUAAAGAGGAAGCAUCUCAGUUGUUAAAGCUAUAUCAUGAAAAGUUAGAGCUUUCGAAAAACUGGAGAAUAGAUGGUUACAAGCUGCAGCAUUUAUAGGAUAUUGACAUUAAAAGGUUCUAAUCGUCCUCUUGUUCCUCUA